GUCUUCGAGGCGAUGGUACUGGAAUAACGAGGGGCUCGUUGGCCACUCCGCCUACCGAGUUGCUGGUACCUUCCAAAUGUGACACCCACUGGACUUCCUCUGCCCAAGUCAACUUGAGCUCACAAAUGCUAUGCCACUGUACCGAGCGGGAAGAGUGCCGACAGUUCCAGGAUAGGUUAUUAUGUCCAACGGAUCGCCUCAUAACACUGAAGGGUCCUUACAUACAACAACUCGGGACCUCAAGGACUGUCUGCCCGUCAACCUGCCUGUCGUGUUGGUCUUUCGAGGUUCCCAAAAUGAAGAAUCCCUUCUCCAUGCUCACAGAUCUUAACCGCUGGUUAUGCCGAGCUAUAAGCGCCGAUGAGCACCCUCAAUUUCCCUGAGGAACGUCCUGUCUGGACCCCUGGAGGCUGGAAAUGAGUCCGUCGGAUCCGACCGACGCGUAAGUACUUUGAAAUCAGACUGCCAAAUCAGGCCAAAUUCAUGAGAUCAAGAAGAAUCACGAGCUUUUCGCGAUCGCAGCCGCGAUAAACCCAAACCAGCUGCCUCUGGCUCUCUCUUCUUCACUGGACUUCACCUUCAGUUCUCCUCGCCAUCGUCUUUUCCAACAUGUCUGAGGCAAAGUUCAACAAGGCCGUUGAGAUCGUCAGGAGCUUGCCUAAGGAUGGGCCUAUCCAACCCUCCCAGGAUGAUCAGCUAUUCUUCUACAAGUACUUCAAGCAAGGCACCAUUGGUGAUAACACCACCACCAGGCCUGGCAUGUUCGAUUUCACUGGAAAAGCCAAGUGGGAUGCCUGGGAGUCUGUCAAGGGAACCUCCAAGGAGGAUUCCUGGAAGGCUUACGUUGAGAAGCUCCUCGAGAUUCUCAACAAAGUCGGUGACGAAGAUUCUAAGAAAUACGUCGCUGAGAUUGAGGCUGCCGCCUAAAUCAGUCGAAGUACCCCAGGAACGCCAGAUCGAUAACAGUCACACUACAAUUGUAGGGAAGGAAGAUAAUUUAAGAAUGCCAAUGUAUAACAGGAAUCACAAAUGCGUUUUUCUUUGACA
Molecule: messenger RNA, 1047 nt
Organism: Coprinopsis cinerea okayama7#130
Lineage: Eukaryota; Fungi; Basidiomycota; Agaricomycetes; Agaricales; Psathyrellaceae
Exons: 8
Coding region: 610-927 (105 amino acids)
Biological process (GO): fatty acid metabolic process
Molecular function (GO): fatty-acyl-CoA binding
Source: RefSeq, a predicted model, not a curated record